CUCGUAGCGUAUACCACUGUCAAAUUAGGUGGGCAUUUUAAAUAACGAGUUUAAAUAGAGGUUAUUGUUGCUCGUAUCAUAUUUCAAAAUAAAAUUACAAUGUUAUUAAUAUUUAUUAGAGGAUGUUUUCCACAGGAAGUUUUGUUUUACUGGUGUUUCUUUCACCCCAUUGGUACGGCCGCCCCGGGUUUUCCUGCUUUACGACGGAAAAAGGCAUCGAUUAAAGAUGGCGGACGCGGGAGGAGGGGAGAGGCAGAACGAAAAGUCGUUUGACAGUAAUGAUGCGAGAAACGCGUCCGGUGUGAAAGUGAUAUCGGGAGAUUGCGAAGGGGACAAGCGGGGCUCAGGGUGUAAGCAAGGUGCUGUGGAGAACAUGUCGACGACGGAGUACUGCAGGAGGCUGCAGGGCUGGAUGUGGCAGUACUACAGCGGCUACGUGGGCUGGCUGAGCUGGGCGUCCGCGCCGCCCUUCUUCGCCUUCCCUCCCUUCGUCCCGCCACCGCAGCUGUCGGUGAGCAGCGAGGACCCCGGGGUGCCGGAUCCCCGUCUCUUCCCUUUCUUUAUGCCGAGCUCCUUCGCGGCCUCGCCCGGCAGCGGCACUGCCAGUGGCAGCAGUGCUGCGGCGGCGGAUGCCGGGGCCGCCGGGACUCCGGGAAGCAGCGACACGAGGCCCGGGCAGCAGCAGCAUCAACAACAACAGCAGCAACAACAACAACAACAGCAAUUAAAUCGGAACGCCCAGCAAGCAGCAGCAGGCCGGGAGUUCUCCAUCCCCUCUCCUCUGCAGAGAUUUGUCGCUGAGAUGGUGGAUUUUUUCAUUCUCUUUUUUAUCAAGGCUACCAUCAUCCUCAGUAUCAUGCACCUGAGUGGGAUGAAGGACAUUUCCAAGUUUGCAAUGCAUUUCAUUGUGGAGGAGAUAGAUGAGGACACUUCCAUGGAGGAGCUACAGAAGAUGAUGCUGGUUGCACUCAUUUACAGAAUACUGGUGUGCUGUUAUGAGAUAAUUUGUAUCUGGGGGGCUGGUGGAGCUACCCCAGGAAAGUUUCUUCUUGGCCUCAGGGUUGUCACGUGUGACACUGCAGUCCUGGUACGACCCAAUCGGGUUCUGGUGGUGCCUGCUUCUAAUGUCAAAUUUUCUGCAUCCACGGUGCGAGCCUUAAACAAGAACUUCUCCAUUGCCCUCUUCUUCCCAGCUUUCAUCACAUUGCUCUUCUUUCAGCACAACAGAACUGUGUAUGACAUCGUUGCUGGUACAAUUGUGGUCAAGCGCAAUGGGGCCAGGUGACCGGGAAAAGUAUUCUAACAGGGUCUUUUUUGGAACCACUCUUUAGCCAUGUAUUUAAGCAGAUAUGGAAGCGCUAUGGAUUUUCCAGUUCCUGGAGAUGCUGGAUUAAUGGAUUGGGCUGAAGUGAGAAAUGGAAGAAGCUGCAGAAGAUCCAUCUCGUGUGCUGCUGGAAGAUGAAGUGAAUAAGUUGCCAAAGGGUGCUAGGGAUUGAUUCAUGUGGUCCCUGGUCACCUGCAGGUGGUUUUUUCUGCUGCAGCAUUUCAUAUUUACCUGUAUUGCAAAGCUGAUUGACACUUUCUGCUAUGAAAAAUGCUUGCAAGAUCUCUAAAAAUUCAUCAGGUGUUUAAAAAUGUGGAAUGAGCUUUUUGUUUGGUAUCAACUUUGAGAUUAAAAGAAUUGUCUUACCAUUGGUUGCUAACAAGGUUUUAUAUAAAAAUUCUUGACAUUUGUAUGAAAUGUUUAAUCUCUAUGUACAGGACUGAUGUUAACAUAGUUGAUGCAUGAUAUGAACGUCUAUCAACUUAAAGUAUUUGUGACUUAAUUUUUUUUUUUUUUAGUGUGAAAAGAACCAGUGACAGGAUUAAAAAUGUAAUUUUAAACUAUUCCCGUUUUUGCAUGGUAAUACUUCUGACCAAAAGACUGCAACAAAACAGUAAUACCCUGGAAAGUGCUGCUUUGCUAUAGCUCUUUUGUGUUGGAGCCCUGUAAACAUAAACUGUAAAAAUUCAUAAACGUAUUCGAAAUUCACAAGGUGCAACAGUUUGCUUAAAGUGGUUGUGUAUGUUCUCGCAGUCACUCGGACAACGUCGUGUGCGCUCGCAUCCAGCCUGCGGUAGAUGUUGUGUUCUUACAUCAGCUAGUUAGCUGUAGCUGUGACAGCAGGACACCUGACAAGAGUGCAGUCUUCCACACUCAUGGAAGAAAAACAUUUCCUUGUUGUUCGAUCUUCCACACCCAUUGUAAUCUGAAUUUUUUUGCUUUUUCAGUGCAUGUAAAGAUCCUUUAUGUAUUCAGUGACCGAGCGAGGCAGGUUCGUCAGAAUAGACGUACAGUACUAUGCCUAUUUACUUUAACACUCACCUUCUGCCUCAUUGACAGCUAAGGCUUUGUUAGUCAUCAUUUUUCACAUUUGUUUCAUUAUACAGUUCAAAACAUACUGCAUCAAAUUACCAUAUUACACCAGUUCCUCCUGUAAUGAGGUUAAUCUGUUCUGUGAAAUCACCACAUUAAAUCAAUUUCCCAUGUGAAGGGGUUGAAUUUCUUACAGAAAAAAAAAAUUGAUUAAUGGGUCAAACUGUCACCUAAAAUUUUCUUAAGUAUUUUUAUGCAUGAUGAUGGAAGUACCAAUAUAUUUAAUAAAUUAUUUCUAUCUUGUGUUAAUGUUAUAUUUUCAGUCAUUUGUGAGUAACCACUUGUCCAGUUCAUGGUUGUGGAGGUCCAGAGCACCGCAUACACAUGAGACAGUGUGCACCCUGAAUGGAGACAUGAUCACUAUAGGCUCACUGGUUCAGGGUCGUUGUGGUCCAAAGCCUCUCUUGUAAACAUAAGGCACGAAGCACAGAAUACUGUGUAUGACUGCUCCUGUCCAUCCAAGUUAUCUUUUAUUAACUUAAUGUACUACAUUCAUCAGCAUCUGCCCACUUUGUUUUAUUAUCUGUACACUAACAUAUUGUUUUUAGGAACAUCUUGUCUUAUUUGCUGGAUCGGUUCUGUAAAUGUCAUUGAUGCAGCUAUAAUAAGCUAUUUGAAAAAUACUGAAAAAGGCUAAAAUAAAAUGACUUAUUUAUUAAUCUGGUUUCACAUCCCUACUCUAGAUGCAUUUUACAGCCACAUAACAUCUAUAGAUGGGCAAUUUUUUGAAAGUUGAGAAGUAAAGAAAAUAGAAUUAAAAAUUAACCUAACUUUAAAAACAUGUAAGUUAAACUC
This is a messenger RNA of Scleropages formosus (Asian bonytongue), 3211 nucleotides long. RefSeq names its product family with sequence similarity 8 member A1b (gene fam8a1b). The record is from RefSeq and is a predicted model, not a curated record. NCBI's taxonomy places the organism in Eukaryota, Metazoa, Chordata, Actinopteri, Osteoglossiformes, Osteoglossidae. The transcript is spliced from 5 exons. Bases 227 to 1285 code for a protein of 352 amino acids.